AUGGAUGCGGCAGCAUUCACCCUAGCCGAGAAGGUGACUUCUCUGGGGAAGGACUGGCACCGGCCUUGCUUGAGAUGCGAGAAGUGUAACAAGACCCUGACGUCUGGAGGCCAUGCAGAG
Molecule: messenger RNA, 120 nt
Organism: Pelecanus crispus (Dalmatian pelican)
Lineage: Eukaryota; Metazoa; Chordata; Aves; Pelecaniformes; Pelecanidae
Source: RefSeq, a predicted model, not a curated record